This is a messenger RNA of Olea europaea var. sylvestris, 1467 nucleotides long. RefSeq lists its product as uncharacterized. The transcript is spliced from 5 exons. Gene Ontology annotation, biological process: DNA integration. Gene Ontology annotation, molecular function: nucleic acid binding. The record is from RefSeq and is a predicted model, not a curated record. The coding region runs from base 1 to 1467 and encodes 488 amino acids. Lineage: Eukaryota; Viridiplantae; Streptophyta; Magnoliopsida; Lamiales; Oleaceae.
AUGGCAGUGGACAUAAAGUGCAGCACUAUGUAUGCUGAAACGGCACAUCAGCUAUGGAAGGAGCUUGAGCAAAGGUUGGCACAGCAGAAUGCACCAAGGAUUUUUGAACUCAAACAAAGCAUUGCAAACUUGAUGCAAAAUCAAGACAGUGUAAGCAUGUAUUUUUCAAAGCUGAAAACCCUUUUAGAUGAAUUAUUGAAUUAUGAAUCAGUCCCUAAUUGUUAUUGUGGAGGUUUGAAAGUCGUGGUGAACAACCAACAGAGAGAUUGGGUUAUGAAAUUUCUUAUGGGUCUCAAUGACACAUACAAGGGAUUAAAAGCUCAAAUACUCCUUAUUAAGCCUUUCCCAAACUUGAAUGAAGUGUACUCUAUCGUUCAGCAAGAAGAGAAAAGGAGGGAAAUCUCCACUGAGAGUACACUUGGUGAAACUAUGGCAUUGCUCGCCAAGGGUAACUUUGAUGUAAGAACACAAAACCAAUCUUCUCAGAAGAAGGAUAGGUACUAUUGCAACUAUUGUAAGAUAACUGGGCAUUCCCUUGAAUGGUGCUUCAAAGCUAAUCCAAACAAGCCAACAUGCCAUAAAUCUGAAAGGAGAAGCAAAACAUCAACAUCCUUUGCUAAUCAAGCUACAAUUCUUGUGUCCCCUUUCCAUGAGCAGGUAAGUAACAAAGCUCAAAUACCUUUAACUCAAGAGCAAUAUACUCAGCUCAUGGCACUGCUAAAACCACAAACCAAUCACAACUUCAUCCCCUCCGCGAAUCAUGUUCAAACUCUUCCAACUAAUGCUGGUGAUGGAGAGAUGCCCAAAAUUUCAGUUGCACCUUGGAUAUUAAACACAGGGGCCACAGAUCAUAUGAUCUGUUCAGCCUCGUAUUUUACCACAAUCAAAGCUGAAGUUUCAUAUUCUGUAGCCCUUCCUAAUGGUGAGGACCUUUUGACUUGGAAAACAACUGGAAUGGGUGAAGUAAAGCAAGGCCUCUAUCAUUUGAUGCAAAAAGAAGCGUCUCCCCUUGCUUUCACCAAGAAAUUAAAGCAUCUAACUCAAAAAACACACAUGUUUGCUUCCUCUGUUUUUAAUAAUGCUAUUCUGGACGAUUUUAGUAGAUGUACUUGGGUAUAUAUGUUGAAAUUCAAAUCUGAUGCUGGCACUAUUUUGCAAAGUUUUUGUUAUAUGAUUGAGACACAAUUUGAAUGCAAAGUUAAGACUAUUAGAUCAGACAAUGGAAGUGAAUUUGAGAUGAAACAAUUUUACUCACAAAAGGGAAUCAUCUAUCAUAAAACUUCUAUGGAAACUCCUCAACAAAAUUCCAUAGUUGAAAGAAAGCACCAACACAUUUUAAAUGUGGCAAGAGCUUUGAAAUUUCAAAGUACCAUCCCAUUAAAAUAUUGGAGUGAUUGUGUUCUAACGGCUGUUUAUCUUAUAAAUAGAACUCCUACACCUAUUUUAGAUCAGAAAACACCUUUUUGA